AUGAAAGGUCUAAUUCGUUUCUACCUCAAGUACAUUCCACGAUCUCCAACUCCUCCACUGGCAAUAAACACGAAUGACUCAGACAGCGAUGAAAACGAUGCUGAAGUGGAUGAGGCGAAUAUCAGGAACAGAGUAACUGAAUUUUUUGCCGAACCAUCUGUCCCAUCAGGUCAGAAUGAUGAUGUGGAUCAUGAGAGGGUAUAUGUAGACAAAUUAUUUGAAAGUGAAUGUGGCUACAUUAAGAACUGUUUUCGACAUAUAUUUUCUUACAAAGAGCAUGCAUAUCAGCUUCUGUUAAGACUACACGAGUUCACUAAAAGUGAAAGGGACAUAUAUAUCCUGUCUAAACUCGAAGAUCAAUUGGUUCAAACGGACGGAUCUGUCGGCUCCAAAGGAAGCAAACGUGAACGUCAACGGUUCCGUUACAGCUUUCAAGUAGUAGAAAUUUGUGAAUGCGCUUGGCGAUCUAUUUUCGAAAUUGGACGCGCGGAGUAUAAAAGUUUGAAGAAACAUUUCAAAGAUAACGGCACCAUCCCACGAGUUCAUGGAUUGACUGGCAAGAAAUCAAACCAUGGUUAUCCAUUUUAUGUGAUUGAAGCAGCAGUCCUGUUUAUCAAGAGAUACGCAGACCAGUAUGGAUUGCCAUUACCUGCUGCCCCACGAGCACGCGAUGACACACCACCUGUGCUCCUGCCUUGUAAUGAGAGCAAAGCAACGGUUCAUGCGAAGUACAAAGAUGCAUGUCUUGAAUCUAGUAGCCCGUCCGUCAAGCUAACCACAUUCAAAGAGGCAUGGAAUUCAUGUGUGCCUUAUAUACAGUUCAUGAAACCCAAAACAGACUUGUGCAAGACCUGCCAUGAUCUCCGCGAAGACAUAACGGGGGCAUAUGACGAGAAGACAAAGUUAAAACUUACAAAGCGACUGACUGAUCAUCUUGAUCAAGCUAAACAAGAGAGAGAAUUCUACAAAGAAUGUACUGCUAAUGCAAGAGAGGAGCUAAAGGAUGCCGAGAAGCCCCAUGGGAAAUAUCUGCAGUCAUGUUCUGUACCUUACGAGAAUGUACAUUAUACAUUCGAUUUUUCGCAGUAUGUGACCAUCCCCCAUUCUUCACAACAAGUCGGACCACUGUUUUUUCUACAGCCCAGAAAGGUUCAGAUCUUUGGUGUAUGUGAUGAAAACUUCCCUCUCCAAACCAACUAUCUCAUAGAUGAAAAUGAAACUAUUGGUGAAAAUGGAAGUAAAACUCAUGGUCCUAAUGCUGUAUUGAGCAUUUUGCAUCAUUACUUCGAUGCAAACAGCUACGGCGAAGCAGUCUGCCAUCUCCACGCUGAUAAUUGCGUCGGACAAAACAAAAAUAAAACAACUUUACACUACCUUGCUUGGCGAUGCUUAAGCGGACUCCACAGAAAAAUCUAUUUACACUUUAUGAUUGCUGGUCAUACAAAGUGCUUAUGUGACUCAUGCUUUGGCAUGCUCAAGAAGUAUUAUCGAAGAGCAGAAGUAAACAGCAUUGGGCAAUUGGAACAAGUUGUAGAAAAAUCUGCAAAAAGCAAUACGACAGCCAGAUGUGGAGACUUCCAGUGGUUCAGAUGGGACGCCUUCUUCAGUACGUACUGUAAACCGGUUAAAGGGAUCGGGAAAUAUCACCAUUUCAUGUUCACCAAUGAGGAACCAGGCGUAGUGUACGCAAGGCAAACGCUUGAUUCGUUUGAAGUCAAAAUUCAGCUUUUGAAAGAAAAGGUUGACAUAGAUAAACUACGCAAGGAAUUUCCAGACGUUAUUUUGCCUGGAGGGCUUUCAAACGACAGAGUGCGCUAUCUCUUUCGUGAGAUUAGGUCUUACGUUAUAUCAUAUACCUAG
This is a messenger RNA of Saccostrea cuccullata (small rock oyster), 1860 nucleotides long. RefSeq lists its product as uncharacterized. The transcript has 3 exons. Bases 1 to 1860 code for a protein of 619 amino acids. The record is from RefSeq and is a predicted model, not a curated record. Lineage: Eukaryota; Metazoa; Mollusca; Bivalvia; Ostreida; Ostreidae.